Molecule: messenger RNA, 1476 nt
Organism: Camellia sinensis
Lineage: Eukaryota; Viridiplantae; Streptophyta; Magnoliopsida; Ericales; Theaceae
Product: putative glucuronosyltransferase PGSIP8
Source: RefSeq, a predicted model, not a curated record
CCGUUGGGUCCAAGCUCUGGAACAGGAAGAUGGGGCAAAGGUGGUAACAGUGGAAAAUGUGGAUAAUCCAUACCGGAACCAAACCUAUUUUACCAAGAGAUUUAAAUUAACUCUGAACAAACUCUAUGCGUGGAACCUGGUUGACUAUGACAGGGUAGUUAUGCUUGAUGCUGACAACCUCUUCCUCCAAAAAACAGAUGAGUUGUUCCAAUGUGGCCAGUUUUGCGCAGUUUUCAUCAAUCCCUGCAUAUUCCAUACUGGCCUCUUUGUAUUACAGCCAUCACUGGACGUGUUCAGGGACUUGCUUCAUGAGGUGGAGAUUGGGAGAAAGAACCGGGAUGGUGCAGACCAGGGUUUUAUGGGAAGUUACUUCCCAGAUUUGCUUGAUCAGCCAAUGUUCCAUCCACCCCUCAAUGGUUCCAAGCUUGAAGGAACAUACAGACUUCCUUUGGGAUAUCAAAUGGAUGCCUCCUACUAUUAUCUUAGACUUAAGUGGCAUGUACCGUGUGGGCCUAACAGCGUGAUUACUUUUCCGGGUGCAUCGUGGCUGAAACCAUGGUAUUGGUGGGCAUGGCCUGUCCUGCCACUGGGUAUCCAAUGGCAUGAGCAACGCCGUCAAACUCUUGGGUACAGUGCAGAGAUGCCUGUUGUCUUCAUCCAGUCAAUAUUUUACCUUGGUAUAAUGGCAGUGACACGUCUUGCCCGACCCAACCUCUCUAAACUAUGCUAUCGCCGAGCAGACAAGAGUACCUCCUUAAUACAAGCCAGCCUCAAAUUAGUAGCCUUAUGGUCCAUUCUUGCAGCCUACAUAAUCCCCUUCUUCCUCAUUCCUUGCACGGUCCAUCCUCUACUCGGCUGGAGCCUGUACUUGCUAGGGGCAUUUUCACUCUCUUCCAUAGCAGUUAACGCCUUUCUCCUCCCAAUUCUGCCCGUCUUAGUGCCAUGGCUCGGGAUUUUAGGGACACUUUUGGUCAUGGCAUACCCUUGGUACCCAAAUGGUAUUGUGAGAGCUCUGUCUGUUUUUGGGUACGCCUUUUGUUGUGCACCGGUGCUUUGGGGUUCGUUGGUUAAGAUCAUGUCGUGCCUUCAAGUUUCACUUGAAAGGGAAGCUUUCUUGCCGAGAUUGGGAGAAUCUACAUCACCUCCUGAGUUCAAGUUGUACUAGGAUACGAGGCACAGCUCAUCGUGAUUCGAAUGAUUGGGUAAAUGAGAUUCUUUGGACAAAUCUCAGGAGCUUCUUAAAGCUGCUUAUUUAUGAUGGGGAUAGAAAAUGAGAAGGAAACCGGAAUUCUUUGUUAAUCUGGGCUGCUCUUGGUUGCUGGUUUUCGUGCUGUUAUAUGUAUAAUACAUUUUUUGGACAGAAUCCCAUUGUAUAAUUGGAUGUGUCCUGGUAUGAGAUUUCAUCAUUUUGGAAACAUUGGAUGGAGAAACUGUUGUAACUUUGGAUUUUUAAUGUAAUAGAUUUGAUUUUGAUAA